AUGGGAUUUGAUCUUGAUAAGUGCCUAGAAAGAGCUAAAGAAGGAUUAAAGCUUAAAGAAUUAGAAAUUAAAUUACUUUGUAUGAAAAUCAAAGAAAUAUUUGUCAAUGAAGAUAAUGUAAAAAGAAUUAGAGCUCCUGUAACUUUGGUUGGAGAUGUUCAUGGAUAAUUUUAUGAUGUGUAAGAGAUAUUUAGAGUAGGAGGUGAUCCCCCUUAUACGAAUUAUUUAUGGUUAGGAGAUUAUGUAGAUAGAGGCUAUUAUAGUGUGGAAGUUAUUACGUUACUCUUUCUACUUAAAUUAAAAUAUCCUGAACGCAUGACUUUGAUUAGAGGAAAUCAUGAGACAAGAUCUGUUACAUAAAAUUAUGGGUUUUAAGUGGAAUGUAUUUAAAAAUAUGGAGAUGGUUCUAAGAUUUGGGAAUAUUACACAGAUGCAUUUGAUUUUCUUCCUUUGGGAUGUAUAAUAGACACUUCUAUAUUUUGUGUUCAUGGAGGUUUAUCUCCUAACAUAGAAACCAUAUAAGAAGUAUCAAUGCUAGACAGGUUUUAAGAAAUACCAAGAGAAGGGCCUUAUACUGAUUUAAUGUGGUCUGAUCCUUCAAGUGAUAAAGAUCACACAGGUUUUAUGCUAAGUGAAAGAGGUGCUGGUUUCUUAUUUGGAGGAGAUGUUGUUGAAAAAUUCCUCCAUGUUAAUGGCUUAAUUCAUUUGGCCAGAGCUCACUAGUUAUGUACAGAUGGUUUUUAAGUUUUAUUUGAUGAUAAGUUAUCUACUGUAUGGAGCGCCCCGAACUACAUGUACAGAUUCAAAAAUAAAGCUUCAAUUUUAGAAAUAGAUGAGCACGGUAAUAGGUUCUUUAAUAUAUUUAUGGAGUCUCCUGAUAACAUCAAAAAAGAUGUAGGCGGUACUGGUGGUAUAUAAGGAAUUUAAAAUUAAUCAGCUAAUAACUAUUUUUACUGA
Molecule: messenger RNA, 957 nt
Organism: Tetrahymena thermophila SB210
Lineage: Eukaryota; Ciliophora; Oligohymenophorea; Hymenostomatida; Tetrahymenidae
Product: ser/thr phosphatase family protein
Exons: 6
Biological process (GO): peptidyl-serine dephosphorylation
Cellular component (GO): FAR/SIP/STRIPAK complex
Molecular function (GO): protein serine/threonine phosphatase activity
Source: RefSeq, a predicted model, not a curated record